Molecule: messenger RNA, 384 nt
Organism: Bombyx mori (domestic silkworm)
Lineage: Eukaryota; Metazoa; Arthropoda; Insecta; Lepidoptera; Bombycidae
Product: chorion class high-cysteine HCA protein 12-like
Exons: 2
Coding region: 1-384 (127 amino acids)
Source: RefSeq, a predicted model, not a curated record
AUGUUUACCUUCGCUAUUCUCCUUCUCUGCGUGCAGGGCUGUCUGAUCCAAAAUGUGUACGGUCGGUGCUGUGGCUGUGGAUGCGGUGGUGGUUGCGGUUGCGGUUGCUAUGGCGGCGAGGGCGACGGUAAUGUGAACGUCUGCGGUGAACUGCCCGUGUGUGGUGAAACCUGUGUCUGUGGCCGCGUGCCCAUCUGCGGUAGUGUUUGCUACGGGGGUCCUGCCUGUGCUAGUGGCUGUGUCUCUAUCUGCGGACGUUGCUGCGGAUGCGGGUGCGGAGGUUGCGGUGGUUGCGGAUGCGGUUGUGGAGGCUGCGGUGGAUGCGGAUGCGGCUGUGGAGGCUGCGGAGGAUGCGGAUGCGGACGUAGAUGCUGUUGCUGCUAA